CCCAAGCUUUGUCUGAUGGAUCUGUUUACACUAUCGCACACUCCGCAAGAGAGUUUAAUAUCGGCACUUCCUCCUCGAAGUGGAGCCUACCGUAGUAACUGACAGCACUCCACUUCAGCAACCUUGAGCCGAGCGCGUUCACCAUCACCUCUCUACCCUCGUCUUGAGAAGCGGGAUGGCGAGGCGGCCUAGACACAGUGUUUACAGUAGUGAUGAAGAUGAUGAUGAUGUGGAGAUUUACGAUCAUGAUUAUGAUGGUCCUCAUGCCAAGACAGGAAAACGUCAUCUUGGCAAGACGCGCUGGACCCGUGAGGAGGAUGAAAAAUUGAAGAGGCUGGUGGAGCAUCAUGGUUCAGAAGAUUGGAAAGUCAUUGCCAGUUUUCUGCCCAGUCGCACAGAUGUUCAGUGUCAGCAUCGCUGGCAAAAGGUUCUGAACCCUGAACUCAUCAAAGGACCGUGGACCAAAGAAGAAGACCAACGGGUGAUCGAGUUGGUUCAAAAGUACGGCCCGAAACGUUGGUCUGUGAUCGCCAAGCACUUAAAAGGUCGGAUCGGCAAGCAGUGUAGAGAGCGUUGGCACAACCACCUGAACCCCGAGGUGAAGAAGACCUCGUGGACCGAAGAAGAAGAUCAGAUCAUCUACCAGGCUCAUGAGAAACUUGGAAACCGUUGGGCUGAGAUAGCCAAGCUACUUCCUGGCAGGACCGAUAAUGCCAUCAAGAACCACUGGAACUCCACUAUGCGGCGGAAGGUCGAACAGGAGGGCUACCUGCAGCACGCCGCCAAAGUUAGCCCAACUCCACUAAACAACGGCUUUCCCAAACCUCCUCACCUCCUAAAUUAUAAUCACACACCAAGCAGCCCAUCCAUGCCCGCCUCUUCCAUGAGCAGCCAGUACCCGUACUACAUGUCCGACUCGCAGCGGGUCCCAUUUCCACUUGCUCUUCAGCUGAACAUCUUAAACAUUCCUCAACAUGGGACUGCUGUUAUCCAGAGACACUACAAUGAAGAAGAUCCAGAGAAAGAGAAGCGAGUGAAGGAGAUUGAGAUGCUGUUGAUGUCAACAGAAAACGAGUUGAAGGGACAACAAGCACUACCAAUCUCCAUGGCUGGCUAUGGUGGGUGGAACCGAGGCUCUUUGACGGACAGCUCCGUGGGUGUGGCCGUUUCCGUCCCCGCCCCAUCCCUAGAGCAGGGCUGCCUUCCAGAAGAGAGCGCCCAUUGCAACACAAACAGCACAAACAAUGACACCACCUCCACCUUGCCAGAGUUUAUUGACGCCAUCGAUUCGGCCCCACCUAUCUGGGCCAACAUACACUCCGAUAGGAGGUUGAUUAAAACGAAGAAGGCUCAGUCCAAUCAGCGCUCAGAGGGCCGCAUCUCGCCCGCCCACAGCGCUGACAGCAGUGUCCACACAUUUCUUUGCUCUACGCCCAAACAUUCAGCCAUCAGACAGCUGGCUUUUUCUCCUGCUCAGUUCUUCAAUGCAUCAGUGAGCCCAGACGCAGACAGUCGAAAUUUACCGGUCACGUCUUCACCUGCCUGUUCCCAGAAAGCACUGCAGCAUGACCUUGCUCUCCGACCUCAGAAGGAAAAUGAGCUGUUCAGGACCCCAAAUUUGCGGCGCUCUAUUAUGGAAUGUUCCCCUCGCACACCUACCCCGUUCAAGUCCGCACUGACAAUACAAGACACCAAAUACGGACCACUGAAAAGGGUUCACAGUCCUUCUCUAGAUUCUGGUGUGGUCGGUACUAUAAAGCAAGAACCUCAGGAGUGUGAGAUCGGUGUCGGAGGGGUGCACCUGGACCAGCCCCCCCUAAAAAAGAUUAAACAGGAGGUGGAGUCAGCUUGUCUACAGUGGGAGGGACAGGAUCUCAACACCCAGCUCUUUUCUUCCAGUGGCUCCGCCCAUGACAUGCCUGAUCUGUUGACUAGCUCUGUACUGAUGCUUUCCACUGAGGGGAAAACUGAGGAUGGACACAAAACUGCCCAUUUGCCCCGUAGGCCCGUGGGAAGCCCUUUGCAGCAGCAGUUGAACACAUGGGAACAGGUGCUUUGUGGGAAGGUGGAGGACCAGGCGAUGCCCUCUGAACCCACGCACAAAUACCUCAGCAAUUACUCUUCACGAGCACUGGUCAUGUAAAGAGAUGGAAUGAGACAGAUGAAUACACAAAAGACAAGAAAGAGGGAGAUUUAAUGACAAGACAAUCAUUCUGAGAAGACAUUAAAAAGAAACACUCCAACAUUUAUGGUACAUAAUUUGGGAGAGGCUUAAAGCCAUUUUUUAGACUGCACAGUCAAUGUGUAAGCUGUGCCAUCAUUCGUUUAACCAACCAAAGACAUUAUUCAUGUUGACAUGUUGUGUUUUUUCUACUUUUGAUUUCAUUUUUAAUAAUAUUGUAUUUUGUAUGAUAAUAUUUUGUAUUAUAUUUGGGAAAAGAAUUCUCUAUGCGGGUCUAAUUUUAUGGAUUUUAAUAUAAGGAACAAUUUGCAGUAAUUUAUUAUUUUGUAUUAAGCAUAAUAAUUAACUACGGUGGGCAUCUCUGUCAGUGUUUGACCCCAGUAUUUGGGCUUCCUGCUCGUCUCUUAUUUGUUAAAUGUGUGUGUUAAUUGUAUGGAGUGUGUAUACUCCUAGCAUUAUCUGAAUCAUACACCCAAAAAAAAAAAGAUCAGAUCAGUACCAUGUAUCUGUGGGUGUCAAACAGAACUGCCCUUAUUAAAAGCAUAUGCAUUUCAAAUGCCAACAACACUGCUGACAACAUGUAGGCUAUUCCUGGCCAAAACAUGGAUUAACUGUUUAUUCGUGCCCAAUGCCUAAAAAAAAUCUGUUUGCCAAGUUUAAAAAUUCUUAUUGAAUUUUGACGUUAGGUGAUACGUGUGUAGUGUACAAAGGAAUUUUUCCAAGUUUAGUAGUGUUGCCAUUUCAAAAGAGUCCAAGAUCGAAACCAUGUUGAGCUUUCGUUGUAUUAGCACUAUUUCAAAUUUUUGAUCAACUAUGCAGAAAGAUUUCAACAGAACAAAAAGUGUUGUUUUUUAACAAUUGUGCUGAAUUGAAAAAAAAACGUUUACCAAGCAUUUUCAAAUCAAGGGUUUAUAUGACAAAAAAUGCCUUUGAGACGCGAAACAUUUCUUUAUCAUUUUUUUAAUAAACACUUUUUUAUGUCAUUUUUAAUCAGAUUUACAUUGGUAUUUCUAGUUUUUAAAACACUGAUUGUUGCUUUUAUACCUAGCUUGUUUUUGAUAUUACAAUAAGCCUUUGAUACUAAGAUUGCAGUGUCCAAUCAAAAGCAUUUAGCAAUAACGUUUUUGUUAUUCGCUGCCUUUUUGUAUUAGCUUCAAGUACAAACACUUUUUUACAUUGAUUAUGAACUUUCAUACGUUUUUAUACAGACUUUUAUAACUGCCUUGUAAAUAAAGUG
This is a messenger RNA of Paramisgurnus dabryanus, 3419 nucleotides long. RefSeq names its product v-myb avian myeloblastosis viral oncogene homolog (gene myb). The record is from RefSeq and is a predicted model, not a curated record. NCBI's taxonomy places the organism in Eukaryota, Metazoa, Chordata, Actinopteri, Cypriniformes, Cobitidae. Gene Ontology annotation, cellular component: nucleus. Gene Ontology annotation, molecular function: DNA-binding transcription factor activity, RNA polymerase II-specific; RNA polymerase II cis-regulatory region sequence-specific DNA binding. Gene Ontology annotation, biological process: regulation of DNA-templated transcription.